Molecule: messenger RNA, 1543 nt
Organism: Musca domestica (house fly)
Lineage: Eukaryota; Metazoa; Arthropoda; Insecta; Diptera; Muscidae
Exons: 2
Coding region: 165-737 (190 amino acids)
Source: RefSeq, a predicted model, not a curated record
UUGCAGCUUGGAUGGCCAACGGCAGCGACUUGGUAUAAAGAGGACCUGUGGUGGCCUUUCGUUGGCAUUCAGUCGUUGAUUCCCUACUCGAAAGCAACUAAAUUAUAACUGUUUUUUACUUCUUUUCCCCCUCAUUCACACACACACACUCAAGACUCACAACUAUGAACUCCUUCUCCGUGUUCGUGGUGUUGACUUUGGCCGUAUUGGCUGUGGCUGAGCCUCCAUCGGGAUAUAAUUACCCACGUGGUGGUGGUGGUGGCGGCGGAGGCGGUAGCUUUGGUGGCGGCAGCAGCUUUGGUGGAGGCAGCAGUUUCGGUGGUGGUGGCGGUGGAGGUUAUCAAGCUGUUAGCGGUGGUUUCCAAACCAGUGAAGGCCAAAAUGUUGAUCCCCAAUUGUUGGAGCAAGUUCGUCAAAUUCUGCUGCAAGAGGAAAGCAAAUCAGGCGGUGGUGGUGGAGGCGGUGGCGGCGGCAGUGGUGGUUAUCCUAGCGGACCCUCUGGCUCAUAUGGACCUCCAUCGUCCCAAUACGGUGCUCCCUUCGGUGGCGGCGGCGGUGGUGGCCGUGUUGUUGGCAUUGACUUGGAAGGUGUCCGUCAAGCCAUUCAGGUGGCCCAAUUCGCCCAGCAGAGCACACAAGCCGGUGGCGGCGGCGGUGGUGGUGGCUAUCCCAGCGCUCCUUCGGGAUCAUAUGGCGCCCCAUCAAGGCCCAGCGGCAGUUAUGGUGCCCCCUUCUAGGUUGCCAAAUAUGAUAUCCUAGCCUAAGAUUAGUAGAAGAAAUUCCAACAAAUUUGAAAUGCUGCCAAAUAUUCGGAGGAAACGCAAGAGCCACAAAUGGAUUAAAAUGUCACCACCCAGAAAUGUCACAGAGAACACACAGAACACAUAAAAAAACAGUAGGGAGAGCCCUUUUUUCCUCAAUCUCCCUCCAAUACCAAGCUGAGAAGUGAGAAGGAUCCAGUCAAACAAGUGGAUUGAAAAAAAAAACAACCAUUAAAAAUCCAUUUUGUGAGCUGCUGUUGUGUUUUCAGAUUUUUAAUCCAUUUCAUGAUCGAGCCAGGAGAAAAAAACCAACAACAAAUUCAAAAAAGGAUAACUCCUUUUCGAUUUCAAAUUUCCAAGUUAACUGGGGUUUGGGGAAACCCUAGUUCACUUUUUUUAUUUCAUUUUCAUUUCCAACUAUCCAUUCCCCCGCUCAAAAUAUUCUCCUAUCACCUCAUUACACUCACAUAACUCAGAGGACUCUCACAACAAAUGCUCUCAUUGCUAUCCUCUCUCCUCCCACACGACGUUGUUUUUCACCAAUUUUCCAUGGCAAUGAGAGUAAAAUUUGUUAAUUAUUGUAAAUAGAUUUUUCUUUCAAUUUUUUUUUAAAUAAUUUUCAUUAGUUUUAAGUAAAGAUUUUUUUUAAAUAUUUGUAACUAUGAAACAAACAAAGAAGAAGCAGAAAAAGAACAAGGAAUGAAAGAAACAACAAAAGAAAAAAAUAACAAAACGAAAAAAAAAACAAUAAAAAAAAAAUAGUAAAUUUUGUCACCGUUAAA